Messenger RNA from Plectropomus leopardus (leopard coralgrouper), 2147 nucleotides. It is a transcript of the gene plcxd1.1, whose product is annotated as phosphatidylinositol-specific phospholipase C, X domain containing 1, tandem duplicate 1. NCBI's taxonomy places the organism in Eukaryota, Metazoa, Chordata, Actinopteri, Perciformes, Serranidae. Gene Ontology annotation, molecular function: phosphoric diester hydrolase activity. Gene Ontology annotation, biological process: lipid metabolic process. The record is from RefSeq and is a predicted model, not a curated record.
GCAGGUGGAGCAUCAGCACAUCUCUGCCCACUCUUUCUCCGUAACGUUUCUCUUUAAGAGGAGAGCCUCUCUGCAUCUGCUGAUCUGUCAGCAGGCGGUGCCGCCGCCCUCCCCGCGCACUGCCGCUGCUGCACCUCACGAGACCGACAGGCUCCCGGCGUACCGAGGAGCUCACUCUCUGCUGAUGCACCUGAGCCGGCGGGUCACACGGUGGAUACUCGAUCGAAAUGGAUAAUCGAUAACUGAAGCUACGAUGCGCCGGGCCCACCGUCCUCGUCAUCCCGGGCUAUGCAGGUGUAAAAGGUAGCCAGACAGAGCUGCUGGGAGGGACACACGGCCACGCUUUAUCUCCGGAUCACAUCAUUCAUGUUUUAUGUGCAGCCAUGACAUGUUCACGCGAUUUAGGAUGGAUUUGUGCAGGCACGCGCCCUCAGCUUUAGUUUCGUCGUGUUUGCCCUCUGUGGUGGUUUGGGUGGUUCGGCUGGUUUGGCGGGUGGAGGGAGCAGCAGUUUGAUCAAACGCCGGUGCUCAUCAUGUCCUCGGUGGGGAGAGAGAUGCGUCUGGGAGAGCUGCCCAUGGAGAGCUGGAUGUCUCACCUGCCAUGCGCCCUGUGGGACAUCCCACUGUACCACCUGGCCAUCCCAGGCAGCCACAAUGCAAUAACCUACUGUCUGGAUAUGAAUGACAGAUCCCCUGUUGACCUCACCCAGCCUGACAUGCUUCAAAAGCUGGACAAAUACAUGAAGCCUCUCAUUCGCCCCUUUGUGUACAAAUGGGCGAUAACGCAGGAGUACACUAUAAAGCAGCAGCUGGACUGUGGGGUCAGAUACUGUGACCUGAGAAUCGCACACAGGCCCAAUGACAGCUCCACCGAUCUGUACUUCUACCACGGAGUAUACACAACACUCACUGUGGAGACUGUUCUGAUGGAGAUAAGAGAGUGGCUGGAUGCUCAUCCCAAAGAGGUGCUCAUCCUGUCCUUCAGCCACUUCCUCGGACUGAGCCCGGAGCUCCACAUGCUGCUGCUUACGACCAUACGCAACACAUUCACCUCCAAACUCUGUCCAAAAACGGAGGUUUUAACUCUUCGAAACCUGUGGGCUUUAGGCCACAAUGUGAUUGUGUCCUAUGAACACAAUAUAACCAGCAGCCACAGUGACCUGUGGCCACACAUUCCUUACUGGUGGGCCAACAAAUGUAAAGCUGAGGCUCUAAUCGAGGAGUUUGAACACAGGAAACAGCAUGGCCGACCAGGGGGCUUCUUCGUCACAGGAAUUAAUCUGACGGAGGACUUGAAAUACAUCUGCACACAUCCGACAGAGUCCCUGAAGGACUUGGUGAUGUCCACGUAUCCGACGCUGCUGAGCUGGGUUAAAGAGCAGACUCCCGGCUCCAGAGUCGGCUCUCUCAACAUCAUCGCUGGGGACUUUAUCACAGAGAGCCACUUUGUACCGACUGUCGUCAGACUGAAUGAGAAACUACUGAAAUGGUCCUCGUGACUUUUCAUGUGACAUUUUGCAUUAUUCUACAAAAAAAAGUGAACCACAGCAUGAAAUGAGCUUGUUUUGUUAAGAGUGACAGAAAAAGUACUUGAAUUAUUAAUUUAAAUGCACUUAUUUGGAGGCAGUGAAAUGUAUAUUUCAGUCUUUAAGCUGCUCGAAAAACAGACUCUGUUUCUACCUGCACUUGUUUGUUUACAUUCAGUUCACUAUUUAUGCAAUGUACUGUAUCAGUUUCCACGAGUCAGCAAGCAGUUUUAUGUUAUGAUGACCAGAGCAAUAAUAUUACAACUAAUCUCACCUUGACGUAGGCAUUUUAGACGAGUAAGCACAAACAAUGUAUUCAAUUAGCACAUGUGGAUGUAACGUAGGUAACAAACUUUUAUAAUCAUGACAUGUGGGCAGCAAGUUUUGAGACGUAGUUAAAAUGUAUCACCUAAAACACAUGUAUUUAUCCAUAGAGAAUGUAGAGAAGACAUGAAACUUAUGCAAAAUGCAUGGAAAUCUUAUUUGCAUGAACCCAACCUUGACUGUUUUACUUAUAAUUGACUUGAGCCAAAAGGUUAUUAAACCUUGUUUUAAAAUAAUGCUGCACCGCUGUGCCUGUGGAGAUGAGCUUUUCCAAUAAAAAUGAGCAUUUUUAAACAA